AUGGUCUUUGGGCACUGCCACAGGAAGAGCACAGAGAGUGCUGGGCAGAUUCCAGAACCAGCAGUCACCCCUUCAAGGGAGCUGGUGGGGAGCAACCCUCCACAGAGAAACUGGAAAGGAAUCGCGAUCGCCUUGCUGGUCAUUCUGGUCAUCUGUUCCCUGAUCGUCACCUCGGUCAUCCUGCUGACACCAGCGGAAGAUAAUAGUCUGUCUCAAAAGAAGAAGGUCACCGUGGAAGAUCUUUGCAGUGAUGAUUUUAAAAUCCACGACCCGGAGGCAAAGUGGAUAAGUGAUAAAGAAUUCAUCUACAGAGAACGGACGGGAACUGUGAUACUGAGGAACGUUGAAACAAAUAACUCUACAGUGCUAAUAGAAGGCAAAAGAAUCCAAUCCUUAAAAGCCAUCAGAUACGAAAUCUCUCCAGACAGGGAAUAUGCUCUCUUCUCCUAUAACGUGGAACCGAUAUAUCGACACUCCUACACUGGAUUUUAUGUCCUGAGCAAAAUUCCGCAUUGGGACCCUCAGAGUCUGGACCCACCGGAAGUCAGCAAUGCAAAGCUGCAGUAUGCAGGGUGGGGCCCCAAGGGACAGCAGCUGAUUUUCAUCUUCGAGAACAACAUCUACUACCGCGCACACGUGGGGAAGCAGGCCAUCCGCGUGGUCUCCACGGGGAAGGAGGGUGUGAUCUACAACGGCCUCAGCGACUGGCUCUACGAAGAGGAGAUCCUGAAGACCCACAUCGCACACUGGUGGUCUCCGGAUGGCACACGGCUGGCCUACGCCACCAUCAAUGACUCCCGCGUGCCUGUCAUGGAGCUGCCGACCUACACGGGCUCCCCAUACCCCUCCGUGAAGCCCUACCACUACCCCAAGGCUGGCAGUGGAAACCCCAGUAUCUCCCUGCACGUGACUGGCCUGAAUGGACCUGCCCAUGACCUGGAGAUGACGCCGCCAGAUGACCCCCGCAUGAGGGAGUACUACAUCACCAUGGUGAAGUGGGCCACCAGCACCAAGGUUGCCGUGACCUGGCUGAACCGGGCGCAGAAUGUGUCCAUCCUGACCCUCUGCGACGCCACAACCGGGGUCUGCACAAAGAAACACGAGGAUGAAAGCGAAGCAUGGCUCCACAGACAGGGAGUCCGUGACGUCUGCUCUCCGGUGUGCAUCUGUCACAUGUCUGCGGCCUCCACACCAAGCCCCCCGUAUGAGUGGGAGCUCCUUGAGUCUGGAAACAGACUUGGUAGCCAGCUCAUUGGCGUUCACCGACGGAAACUUCUAAACCUGAGCCUCAGAAAGUCGAUGCUUCGGGAAGGCUGGCGCUGGGCUGCUGCGCUGGGGACCAACCCGGAUGACGGCCGCGCUGCACCCUAUACCCCUAACUCUGGCCCGGGGAACCCCAGAAUGGUGGCUCUGUUUCCAAAGAGGAGUGACCUUUGCUCGGAUCCGGCCGUGUCCCCUCCUGUCUGCCGGACCACACUGCCAAGACCAAGCUACUUCCUGAGCACGGAGGACCUGCCCCGGAGACGGCAGCUGUACAGUGCCGACACGGUGGGCAACUUCAACCGGCAGUGUCUGUCCUGCGACCUUGUGGAGAACUGCACCUACUUCAGCGCCAGCUUCAGCCACAGCAUGGACUUCUUCCUGCUCAAGUGCGAAGGUCCGGGCGUGCCCAGAGUGACCGUGCACAACACCACGGAUAAGAAAAAACUCUUCGACCUGGAAACCAAUGAGCAUGUUUGGAAGGCCAUUGGUGACCGGCAGAUGCCCAAGAUAGAAUACAAGAAAAUCGAGAUCGACGAUUACAGCCUGCCCAUGCAGAUCCUGAAGCCGGCCACCUUCACAGACACCACCCACUACCCGCUGCUCCUUGUGGUGGACGGCACUCCGGGCAGCCAGAGCGUGGCGGAGAAGUUCGAGGUGACCUGGGACACAGUGCUGGUGAGCAGCCACGGGGCGGUGGUGGUGAGGUGUGACGGCCGGGGCAGCGGCUUCCAAGGAACCAAGCUCCUGCACGAAGUGAGGCGGCGGCUGGGCGCGCUGGAGGAGAGGGACCAGGUGGAGGCCGUGCGGACCAUGCUGAAGGAGACAUACAUCGACAAGACGCGGGUGGCUGUGUUUGGGAAGGAUUACGGUGGCUACCUGAGCACCUACAUUCUCCCGGCCAAGGGCGAGCACCAGGGCCAGCUGUUCACCUGCGGCGCUGCCGUCUCUCCCAUCACAGACUUCCACCUCUACGCGUCGGCAUUCUCUGAGCGCUACCUGGGCCUCCACGGACUCGACAACAGGGCCUAUGAGAUGACCAAGGUGGCCCACCGAGUGUCAGCACUGGAGGGACAGCAAUUCCUGCUCAUCCACGCCACGGCCGAUGAAAAAAUCCAUUUCCAGCACACGGCAGAGCUCAUUACGCAGCUAAUCAAGGGAAAGGCCAAUUACAGCUUACAGAUCUACCCCGACGAGGGCCACUACUUCCACAGCACCGCCCUCCAGCAGCACCUGAACCGGGCCAUCAUCAACUUCUUCGUGGAGUGCUUCAGGAUCCAAGACCAGCUACCCACAGCCACAGCGAAAGAGGAGGAAGAAGAGGACUAAGCACACGUCUGCCCUGCGCGCGCUCUCACACACACACACACACACACAUACACACACGUGCAACUGAGACCUCUCCCCGGAGCCUAA
Messenger RNA from Dipodomys ordii (Ord's kangaroo rat), 2676 nucleotides. RefSeq names its product dipeptidyl-peptidase 6 (gene Dpp6). Gene Ontology annotation, biological process: proteolysis. The record is from RefSeq and is a predicted model, not a curated record. Gene Ontology annotation, molecular function: serine-type peptidase activity; dipeptidyl-peptidase activity. The coding region runs from base 1 to 2589 and encodes 862 amino acids. Lineage: Eukaryota; Metazoa; Chordata; Mammalia; Rodentia; Heteromyidae. The transcript is spliced from 26 exons.